AUGGAGACUGCGGAUCAAGUCGCGAGCGCUUUCGAACAGCCCAACCUGGUCAACAUCAAGCUCGAAGACGGCGGCACAUUCUGGGUUCAAAAGCCAAUCCUCUGCAGCCUCUCGAGCUACUUCAGAGCGGCGUUGCAGGGAGACUUCGAAGAGAGCCGUACCAAGACACUCAACCUACCCGGCUGCACUACCAACACAUUCAAACACCUGCUAUUCUGGAUGACCAACCGCAAGAUCGCGAUCAUGGAUGUCAGCCCGGACGACACCUCCGACGCCCAAGUACAGCUCGCCCACCUCUGGGCAGCGGGUGAAAUGUAUCUCCUCCCGAAGCUCCAAAACGACGCCACAGAUCGCCUCUUACACGUCUUCAAACUCUCCCGAGCAAGAGCUGUUGGCAUCUCUGCUGCAUUCGAGCUCACGUCCGAGGGAUCCAAGCUGCGCGAACUCUUCUUGUUCCAACUGGCGCUGGAUUCGGAGCUCAAGGCGGACGGUAGCAGUUGGUACACUUCUGAAGAGAUGGAUCUGAUCGGCGCUAUUCCUGGGUUCACCAAGGCCUACGUCGAGUUGUCUGUCCAUUGCCCGGACUUCCAGCAAGAGAUCUACGAGGUCAGAAGCCCUCACUAUAAGGUUCCGGAGUAG
Zasmidium cellare ATCC 36951 is the source of this 639-nucleotide messenger RNA. RefSeq lists its product as uncharacterized. Bases 1 to 639 code for a protein of 212 amino acids. Gene Ontology annotation, cellular component: cytosol. Gene Ontology annotation, biological process: anatomical structure morphogenesis. Gene Ontology annotation, molecular function: protein binding. The record is from RefSeq and is a predicted model, not a curated record. The transcript has 2 exons. NCBI's taxonomy places the organism in Eukaryota, Fungi, Ascomycota, Dothideomycetes, Mycosphaerellales, Mycosphaerellaceae.